Myotis davidii is the source of this 3017-nucleotide messenger RNA. It is a transcript of the gene GABRP, whose product is annotated as gamma-aminobutyric acid type A receptor pi subunit. NCBI's taxonomy places the organism in Eukaryota, Metazoa, Chordata, Mammalia, Chiroptera, Vespertilionidae. Gene Ontology annotation, molecular function: neurotransmitter receptor activity; GABA-A receptor activity; extracellular ligand-gated monoatomic ion channel activity. Gene Ontology annotation, cellular component: GABA-A receptor complex; membrane; synapse. Bases 190 to 1512 code for a protein of 440 amino acids. Gene Ontology annotation, biological process: nervous system process; monoatomic ion transmembrane transport; regulation of membrane potential. The transcript is spliced from 10 exons. The record is from RefSeq and is a predicted model, not a curated record.
UCCAUCAGAGAGCGUCUGUGUGUGGGCAUCUAAGAGGUCAGGGCUGAGGAUGGGCAGCACCUCGGGGACCCAGAAGACCAUGCCCUGCCUGAAAGCCCGGCCUGAAGGCCCGAAGGACCUGCCCUAACACAGCCUCCGCAGCUCUGGUGAUUCCUACUUGGGCCCCUCUCUGCACACGCGCUCCUCAACAUGAGACAGCGUCUCCACCUGGCCUGGCUGUGCCUGAGCCUCUUGGCCGGAAGGAUGCCUGUCCAGGGGAGCCGGCUCCCCAGGGAGGUCAGCAGAAGCGACAAGCUCUCCCUGCCCGGCUUUGAGAACCUCACUGUCGGAUAUAACAAGUUUCUCAGGCCCAAUUUUGGCGGAGAACCCGUUCAGAUAGCUCUGACUCUGGACAUCGCUAGUAUUUACAGUAUUUCAGAGAGUAACAUGGACUACACAGCCACCAUCUACCUCAGACAGCGCUGGACGGACCAGCGGCUGGUGUUCGAAGGCAACAAGAGUGUCACCCUGGACGCGCGCCUCGUGGAGUUCCUCUGGGUGCCGGACACGUACAUUGUGGAGUCCAAGAAAUCCUUCCUCCAUGAGGUCACCGUGGGAAACAGGCUCAUCCGCCUCUUCUCCAACGGCACAGUCCUGUAUGCCCUCAGAAUCACGACGACUGUGGCGUGUAACAUGGACCUGUCUAAAUACCCCAUGGACACACAGACAUGCCAGUUGCAACUGGAAAGCUGGGGCUACGACAGCAGCGACGUGAGGUUCAGCUGGCUGCGCGGCAACGACUCGGUGCGGGGCCUGGAGAACCUGCGGCUGGCGCAGUACACCAUCCAGCGGUACUUCACCCUCGUCACCAGGUCGCAGCAGGAGACAGGAAAUUAUACGCGACUCGUCUUGCAAUUCGAGCUCCGGAGGAAUGUCCUGUACUUCAUCUUGGAGACCUACGUUCCUUCCACGUUCCUCGUGGUGUUGUCCUGGGUUUCGUUUUGGAUCUCCCUCGACUCCGUGCCUGCAAGAACCUGCAUCGGAGUGACCACCGUACUGUCAAUGACCACACUGAUGAUCGGGUCCCGCACGUCCCUUCCCAACACCAACUGCUUCAUCAAGGCCAUCGACGUGUUCCUGGGCAUCUGCUUUAGCUUCGUGUUUGGGGCCCUCCUGGAAUACGCCGUUGCCCACUACAGCUCCUUACAGCAGAUGGCGGCCAAAGACAGGGGGAUGCCGAAGGAAGUGGAAGAAGUCAAUAUUACUAACAUCAUCAACAGCUCCAUCUCCAGCUUUAAACGGAAGAUCAGCUUUGCCACCAUUGAAAUUUCCGGUGAUAACGUCGACUACAGCAACUUGACUAUGAAAACCAGUGACAAGUUCAAGUUUGUCUUCCGAGAUAAGAUGGGAAGGAUUGUUGAUUAUUUCACAAUUCAAAACCCCAGUAAUGUGGAUCGAUAUUCCAAACUACUGUUUCCUUUGAUUUUUAUGCUGGCCAAUGUAUUUUACUGGGCAUAUUAUAUGUAUUUUUAAGAGGACAUUAAAAAUUUUCCUUCAGCGGAAGGAAAUAAUGAUAUAAAUGGAAUUCUAAGCCAAGUGUGCACCCUAACCCAAUGGUGCUAAAAAUAACUAAAGUAACAAUUUGGCAUUUAUUAUCAAAGAAUGGACCCCACAACCAUUAUUUAAGCUUGUAGAUGUUCCAGCAUUACAGAGUCUUGUAAUAGAAAUAUCAACCCCUUCCUUUUUUAUCUUUACAAAAGACAUCCCCAUGGAGCCAAGAUUACAAGCAGUACUCAGGGUUGCCUGCCUGCUCAGUGGCUCCCUGGCCUGCAUUUACCUCAUAUAAAAAAUGUGAGAGGGAGGCCAUUCCAUGUACUGAGUAACCCUCUAGUGGCAGGGGUUGUUUCUGAAUUAAUCACACAUGCCAUUAUUAAAUCUCCGUAGUGCUUAUAAAACGCAUUGUUGCCUAUUUAGGGAGCAACAUUUUCUAGUUUUUUGUUUUUGAUUCAAAGGAAAUGUGGGCCUAAGUCAAUUUACUGAAAGUCACUAUAUUAACUCAACACCAAGAUGAGUUUUUAAUACUGUAUUUAAUACCACAACAGAAUUGUCCCCAAAUUCCAAUAAGUCCUACCACUGAAAAGUCAGAUGUAAGUGAAGAAAAAUUUAGUGGAUCAAUCAUCUCACACAUAAACCCCUUGUUUCUAAGAUACAAUGGCUUCCCCAGACUGGAAGGGCUCUGGGGCUUUCUUCCCCAUUUGACAUGCCUUAUCCCUUUAUCAUUACACACACGCCAACCCUCAACAUUGCUGGAGCCCUUUCCCCAUAUCAGGGACGGGAAUGGAGGCUGUUUGGUUUUUGUGUGUUUUGUAGUGAUUCUGGAGUCUUCGUGUGGACUGUUGCCGUGAAGACGUAUAGUGUUGAGUCCAUUUCUAUCUGCUGCUCUUUCCCAGCCGCAGACCCCUGCGUCCUUCCAGGAGGAGCUUGCAUCCUCAAGCUCUAAUGACCAGGAAUGACACUUGUUCGAUACUGAACUGCAUUUCCCAGAAACACGUGGGUUAGCACUAGCCAGCGUGGCCACGCUCACUUUCCUGAGCCUUCGAGCUGGACGGCAAGAGCAGGAGAAUGUUGGCCCUGGGUCCUGAACUCUCUGAGGAGCAGUGGAACUUGUUACGGAACUUAUGUUCAGGCUGCAGGUGAGCCGUCCUUUCCAAGUCCAGCCACGCUCACCCUCAAACAAGAAGCACAGCGCGCAUCUCUUCCUGCUCCAUGGCCAAGUUCAGCCCACAGCAUGCGUGGCGAGGUGCGAGUGUGCCGUGAUCAAGGCUUCCAGUUCAGUCUCGGUCGUUUUAAAGAAUCUUGCCAUCUUUAGUUCUUUAGCUUCCUUUUCUAAUGAAUGUGUGCCUUCACCCCUCGUUUUGGAAAUAAACAUGGUUUUGGAAGCUCAUCUUGCCUCUAUAACCCUCUAAACCACAGGCUCUCAUUCUUUUCCCCACUAUGAUGCUUUUCCACAAUUUAGCUUCUAUGGCAGUGAUGGCGAA